CCGGGCUGCAUGGGGGGUGAGACGAGCUCCUCACUCUGCCAGCACACACUCCGCAUCUGAGCGGACCGGACUGGACUGGAUGCUACUGGACUGACCAGAGCAGAACUUGGCAGUCGAAGGCUGAUUUCUGUGGGAGAAGAGCACAUCAGAGGCAGCUUGUUUAGAAAGGAGAGGAAGGUUGAAGGUGCUGCAGACUCCUUUGAGUGAAACAAAGGACGAGGAGGCGACUGCAGGGAAGCGCGAUGGCAGGGCGGGGGCUCUCCGGCCCUCUCCCUAUAUUCACCCUGCUUCUUGUCCUGGUGGGAUUCCUACCUGUGACCCAGGGCUCUGGCCACUUGUCUGGGUAUCGCCUCAGGUCGCGCCUGCAGAGGGAUCGCCACUUCCGCAACAUCCGACCCAACAUCAUCCUCAUCCUCACCGAUGAUCAGGACAUAGAACUGGGCUCAAUGCAGGCCAUGAACAAAACUCGGCAAGUCAUGGAAAAGGGCGGCACGCAUUUCUCCAACGCUUUCUCCACUACGCCCAUGUGCUGCCCGUCGCGCUCAUCCAUCCUGACGGGAAAAUACGUGCACAACCACCACACCUACACCAACAACGAAAACUGCUCCUCGCCCUCGUGGCAGGCUCACCACGAGCCGCACACCUUCGCCGUGCAUCUCAAUAACUCUGGCUACAGGACAGCCUUCUUUGGAAAGUAUCUGAAUGAGUACAACGGCUCCUAUGUGCCCCCUGGCUGGAAGGAGUGGGUAGCACUGGUGAAGAACUCCCGCUUCUACAACUACACCCUCUGCAGGAACGGAGUACGAGAGAAACACAGCGGUGACUACUCGAAGGACUAUCUGACAGACAUCAUUACCAACGACAGCGUCAACUACUUCCGCAUGUCUAAGAAGAUGUACCCCCACCGUCCUGUCAUGAUGGUGCUGAGCCACGUCGCUCCUCACGGUCCAGAGGACUCGGCCCCGCAGUACAGCACCGCCUUCCCCAACGCAUCACAGCACAUAACUCCAAGCUACAACUACGCCCCGAACCUCGACAAACACUGGAUCCUCCGCUACACUGGAGCCAUGAAGCCCGUCCACAUGCAGUUCACCAACAUGCUGCAGCGCCGCAGGAUGCAGACCCUGCUGUCUGUGGACGACAGUGUGGAGAAGCUGUACAACAUGUUGGUGGAGACGGGGGAGCUGGACAACACCUACGUCAUUUACACCUCAGACCACGGCUACCAUAUCGGCCAGUUUGGUCUGGUGAAGGGAAAAUCUAUGCCUUAUGAGUUCGAUAUCCGCGUUCCCUUCUACGUACGAGGACCUAAUGUGGAGCAAGGUGCCAUAAAUCCUCAAAUAGUGUUAAACGUCGACUUGGCGCCGACUAUGCUGGACAUGGCCGGUGUUGAUAUCCCUGCAGAAAUGGACGGAAAAUCGAUCCUCAAGCUGCUGGACACAGACAGGCCAGUCAAUAGGUUCCAGGUGAACAAGAAGAGUAAACCAUGGAGAGAUUCUUUCCUGGUGGAGAGAGGGAAGCUUCCACACAAGAGACCUGAUGGGAAGGAAAUGGCCCAGGAGCAGAAUUUCUUGCCUAAAUACCAGCGUGUGAAGGACCUGUGCCAGAAAGCAGAGUACCAGACGUCCUGCCAGCAGCCAGGACAGAAGUGGCAGUGUGUAGAGGACCCGACUGGCAAGCUGAGGCUGUAUAAGUGUAAGGGCAUGGCAGGUCUCUUUGCUCCACGUAUGCAGGCUCUGAUGGCCAGAGGUGCCUCCCACCUCCAGAUGCCUCCCACCUCCAACUCUGACGGCUGUAACUGCGAUGAUGUGGGCUUCAAAACAUCCUUCCUGAAGAGGAAGAAGCUGCUCACCAAGAAGAAUCCCUCUGUCUCAUCUAAAUCAGAGAUGAAAUCCGGUAAGGCUGCCUCGAGGAAGCGCUGGGCCCGCUCUGUGUCCUUUGAGCUGGAAGGGGACCUGUACGCUGUCGACCUGGAGGAGGGAUACCAGCUCCUGGGCUCCAAGAAUAGCAGCUGGGCCCCACAUCAGAGCAAAGUGGAGAAUGAGGAGGAUAAUGAAGAGUUCAGUGGCAUGGGAGCCACAGCCAUACCCACCACCAGCAGAACAGUCACACCACCUGCUUCUCUUAAAGUGACCUACAGGUGCUCUAUUCUUAUGAAUGACACAGUGCAAUGUGACGGAGGCCUCUACAAGUCUCUGCAAGCAUGGAAAGACCACAAACUGCACAUUGAGCAUGAGAUUGAAACCUUACAGACCAAAAUCAAGAACCUGCGGGAUGUGAAAGGUCACCUUAAGAAGGUGCGGCCAGAGGAUUGUCAUUGUAACACUCCCAGUUAUCUCUUCAAGAAUAAAGAGGCCUACAGGCUCAAUGCAGGGCGCAUGCUCUCCGUCAAAAUGCCAUCAAAGUUGAAGAAUCAGUGGCUCCAAAAGGAGCAGAAGCGCAAGAAGAAACUACGUAAAUUCCUCAAGAGGCUCCAAAACAACGACACUUGCAGCAUGCCUGGCCUCACCUGCUUCGUCCAUGAUAACCAUCAUUGGCAGACGGCCCCCUUCUGGACAAUGGGUCCGUUCUGUGCAUGCACCAGUGCCAACAACAACACCUAUUGGUGCCUGAGGACCAUCAAUGACACGCACAACUUCCUGUUUUGUGAAUUUGCUACCGGUUUCCUGGAGUAUUUUGACCUCAACAGUGACCCAUACCAGCUGAUGAACGCUGUCAGCAGCCUCGACCGCAACGCUCUGAAUGCAAUGCAUCAACAGCUCAUGGACUUACGGGCCUGCAAGGGACACAAGCAAUGCAACCCAGAGAAGGGAGGAAAAGAGAAAAACUACUUCAGUGAAUACAGGCCAGUUCAUCGUCGAAAGAGGCCAAAAGUGAAGAAGCCUUCCUCCAAAUCGCUAGGGCAGAUUUGGGAAGGAUGGGUUGGUUAACCGCCUGCAUGCCACAACCCACCUCAUCAGCCUCCUCCUGAAGGAAGGAGAUUGAGGACCAGAGGACCUUGACCACACUUUGAUGGACCACAACCUGAGAUACUACUUUACUCUCAUCUGGGUUUUACUCACCCAGGCAGAGGAGAUGCUGAGAAUGACAGGAAGCUCAAAGACUUUUCAAUUCCACGUUCGCACACAUUUCAUUCUCAUUAUGUUCUGUUACCCCUCAGCUGUCCAGAACAUUAACAGGAAGCUGUGAAUCAGGUUGGACAGUUUGAUGUCCACAAGCCAUUCUGUCUAACCGUACUGCUUGUACAUAAUAUAUAUCAGCUUUCUUUCAUGUCAUAUGGGACUAUGUUGAAACACCGUGAGUGACAACUCUGCUGCUACUCAACGAUGUCACGGCCCUCAUGAUGUUUCUGUGGCACAUGCUGAUUAGCUUAAACAUUUGGAGUAACAACAGGACAUGUUUUCUUUCUCUGCACCAAUGUGUCUGCACAUGUAAGUGGUAUGGCGUUUAAACGACAGACAAGAUCUCUUUCGCCAUAAUCUUUUGUAUUAUAGUUGUAAUGCUGAUGAAUGUCCUUUAUGAAGCAUUAUCUUCCUCAAAGCUGUGAGAUGUGAGAUUGUCUGCCUUGAUCCAAACACACCCAGUGUCAGCCACUCCUUGGACAGGCCUGUAGAUCCCACCACUUCUCACAAUGAUACAACUCAACCGUCCAGAAUAUUUGAGCACUGGAAGGUGUCAUAAGUGAAAACCAUUUUACUGCUUUGUAUCGUGAGUUAUCACAAUGUAGAAAUAUCUAAGUUUUGUUCAGCUUGCUCUAUAUGGUGCUACAGGAUAACAAUACAGAGGUAAAAUCUUGCUGUACAGUACAGUAUGUAUUUGAAUGUAUGUUGUGCAAUUAAUAUAAAUGUUUACAAUAUUUUUUAUAAUACUGAAGAGGCAGAGCUCCUUGUAUGAUAUGGGUAUAAACUUGUAGGGAGAAAUGUAGCUUGAAAUUGCCCGAAACUGGUAUGUCCUUUCCUUAUUUACAUCGGAAAAGCACUUAAAGGGUUCACUGUGAAGAGAUGCGUUUAAUGGAUAAAUAGUUUACUCUGUGCCAGAGGAACAACACAACAGUGUAAUAAUUAUUGAUGUGAAUUUUAGCUAUCUGCCUUUGUUAGCUUCUUUAAUUAUAAUUUUUUCUAGCAAAGUUUCCAUAGACCUGAGCGCUGAUAGUAAUUGUGAAUAAAGUGUUGUUUGAAACUAAA
This is a messenger RNA of Trematomus bernacchii (emerald rockcod), 4184 nucleotides long. RefSeq names its product sulfatase 2a (gene sulf2a). The transcript has 22 exons. Gene Ontology annotation, molecular function: glycosaminoglycan binding; calcium ion binding; N-acetylglucosamine-6-sulfatase activity. NCBI's taxonomy places the organism in Eukaryota, Metazoa, Chordata, Actinopteri, Perciformes, Nototheniidae. Gene Ontology annotation, cellular component: cell surface; endoplasmic reticulum; Golgi apparatus. The record is from RefSeq and is a predicted model, not a curated record. The coding region runs from base 243 to 2930 and encodes 895 amino acids.